Molecule: messenger RNA, 786 nt
Organism: Penicillium waksmanii
Lineage: Eukaryota; Fungi; Ascomycota; Eurotiomycetes; Eurotiales; Aspergillaceae
Product: peroxiredoxin
Exons: 3
Coding region: 1-786 (261 amino acids)
Biological process (GO): cellular response to oxidative stress; cell redox homeostasis; cellular oxidant detoxification
Cellular component (GO): cytosol; mitochondrion
Molecular function (GO): thioredoxin peroxidase activity
Source: RefSeq, a predicted model, not a curated record
AUGGCUUCCUUUAUUACACCUCAAGUCUGCCGUGCCUUCAGAGCAGCUCCCAAGGCUGCCCCUUGGGCUCGUCUUUCCACCCAACUGCCUCGGGCUCAGCCUGCCUUCCGCCGCUUCUACGCAGCUCCCGCCCAAGAACAACCCCGACUGCGUCUCGGGUCCACCGCACCUAACUUCAAGGCCCUCACCACCAAGGGUGAAAUUGAUUUCCAUCAGUUCAUUGGCGACAGCUGGACCAUCCUGUUCUCCCACCCCGCCGAUUUCACCCCCGUCUGCACCACCGAGCUUGGUGCCUUUUCGAAACUGAAGAAUGAGUUUGAGAAGCGUGGCGUGAAGAUGAUUGGGCUGAGUGCCAACGAUAUCGGUUCUCAUGGCGAGUGGAUUAAGGAUAUCAACGAGGUUGCCUCGACCGAUGUUCAAUUCCCAAUUAUUGCCGACGCCGACCGCAAGGUUGCUUUCCUCUACGACAUGAUCGAUCAGCAGGAUCUGGACAACAUCGACCAAAAGGGCAUCGCGUUCACCAUCCGCUCUGUCUUCAUCAUUGACCCGAGCAAGAAGAUCCGGCUGACUAUGAUGUACCCCGCCUCCACCGGCCGCAACUCUGCCGAGGUUCUGCGUGUUAUCGAUUCCUUGCAGACCGGCGACAAGAAAGGCGUGACCACCCCGAUCGACUGGCAGGUGGGUGACGAUGUUAUCGUGCCCCCCUCGGUAUCCACCCCCGAUGCGAAGAAGAAGUUCGGAGAGGUUCGUGAAGUCAAGCCCUACCUGCGCUACACCAAGUUCUAA